This is a messenger RNA of Besnoitia besnoiti, 4563 nucleotides long. RefSeq names its product CBS domain-containing protein. Gene Ontology annotation, biological process: magnesium ion homeostasis. The transcript is spliced from 10 exons. The coding region runs from base 1 to 4563 and encodes 1520 amino acids. Lineage: Eukaryota; Apicomplexa; Conoidasida; Eucoccidiorida; Sarcocystidae. The record is from RefSeq and is a predicted model, not a curated record.
AUGGGCGACGAGCUCGCGUCGGCGUUGCCACCGGCCGGCUCCAUCACGCUGGCGGUGUGCUGCGCGCUUGGGAGUGCGAUGUUUUCGGGCCUGACGCUGGGGCUUCUCACGCUGGACAUUGUGCAGUUGAAGCUGCUGAUUAAUCGGCCGAACAAGACGCCGCAGGACGAGCGGAACGCGAGGCACGCACGGAAAAUCCUCCCACUCCGGUCCGAUGGAAACUACCUCCUCGUCACCCUUCUCACGGGGAACGUCGCCGUCAACGCAGGCUUCUCCAUUCUCCUCGGGGACCUCACAGAUGGGCUCGUCGGCUUUCUGGUGUCGACUGUGGUCAUUACGAUCUUUGGAGAAAUCAUUCCACAGGCCGCCUGCGCUAGACACGGCCUCCUCGUCGGUGGACUCCUCGCGCCGGUCGUCUACGCGCUUGAGUGGCUUCUGUUCCCCGUCGUCAAGCCGAUCGCCAUGAUCCUUAACUGGGUCCUGGGAGAGGACCUCGGGACGAUUUACGACAAGAAGCAGCUGAGUGCAUUGGUGGACUACCACGACAACGUGGUUCACGUGCUCACGCGCGACGAGGCGCGUAUACUCAAAGGAGGGCUCGAGUUUGCCUUCACGAGGGCUGAGGAGGUGAUGACGCCGCUAGAGGAAGUCUACGGCAUCGACGUGGACAGCAGGCUGAAUUACGAUGUGCUCGCGGACGUUCUGUCGAGCGGCUUCAGCCGCAUUCCGGUUUUUGAUCGCGGCAACUCGCAGUGCAUCGUCGGGCUCUUAUUCGUGAAGGACCUGAUUCUCGUCGAUUACCACGCAGAAGUCGAAGUGCGGACGCUCCUUCAGUUCUUCGGCCGCGGGCUCUAUGCCGUCGACGACGACACACCGUUGCUCGAAUUGCUUAAGACCUUCAAACAGGGCGAGACGCAUCUGGCGGUGGUGCGGCGGGUGGCGGACGACGGCGAGGGCGACCCGUUUUACAUGCACGUGGGCAUCAUUACGCUGGAGGACGUCCUCGAGGAGAUUCUGCAGGACGAGAUCAACGACGAGUUCGAGCGAGACAAGUCGCGCAGUCACCGGCGCCGGCAUCCGCGUCUCGCGCCUGCGGGCGACGCCGGCAUGGCCUACUUCUCGCAGACCGGCUCGCUGGCGCCGCGUCUCUCGGUCUCCUCGAACGUCUGGCCUUCCAAGGGUGAGGAGGACGCGUUCUUGCGGAGCCUAGCGGCGGAGGAGAGCGGCCGCGCCAAGGCGAGCGAAAAAAGCAAGCCGCGACAACGCGAGUGUCAGCGCAAGCUCUGGUCGCGGGGCGGGCGGCGCCGCGGCAGCACCGGCAGCAGCCACGCGCCGCUCAACUCCGCAGAGUGCCGAGGCGCAAUCGACGGCGAGAGCGACGCGGAAAGCCAGCCGAGCGGCGGAGGAGGGGUCGAGGAGCGGCAGGCUCGAAAGGGCCGCGACGCGCCUUCGUCGUUCUUCAGCAGGCUGUGCUGCCCCAAGAAGCCCGCCGCCGAAUGGCGGAAGGGUGCGGGAGCGACGCGGGCGCGGAAGGCCUCGGCCAACGAGGCGCGCAGCAACGGCGGCGCCGCGGACUGCCAGCGGCUCCUGCGGGAGAUGCGCAGCAGAGGCGUCUCGAGCGAGGGCGGCGGCGAAGGGCUCGAAAUGAUGCCGCUGGCCCCGGUCGCGCCGCCCCCCCUCGAGACCGAGCGGAGAGCGGAGGAAGAUGCGGAGGCUGAGGACGCCACGGAGCAGAACGAGGGAAUCUGCACGCGACACCUCGAGCUCUUCCCCUCCUGGGGCUGGCGCGGCGACCGCUCGAGCUACGCGGCGAAACUCCUCAUGCGAGGCAAGCUGAAGAUGUUCUACGACUCGCACCACCGGACCCGGACGGCGGAGCCUUUCACGGCGACUGAGGGGCGCGCUAUCGCGUCUUUCCUCUCUUCGUCGACGCCCGCAUUUUCGCCGCAGAUCGUUCAGGAGUCGCUGCUCGUUUCACUACUCUCCUUCUUCUGCUGCAUCCAACCGCCGCCGGGUUCGCUCCUCUGGCGCUCGCCGCUCCAUCCUGAAAUCCUUCCACACCGAAAGGCCGGCGAGCGAACCGGCGCUGCGGCCUUCCAGCCCUUCGCCGUUGUUAUCCUCUAUGGACGCGUUCGGCUGUACGUGGGCGAAGAAGCGAUUCCGUGCACCACUGGGCCCUGGUCAUGCCUGGCGCUCAAGGCGCUUGGAAGUCCUCCUCCGUUCCUUCUCGGUCAGGCGUCAUCGGAGAGGUCGGGCGAGACAGGGGCUGUUUCCCGCAGCCCGUCACCCGUGCCGCAAGGCACCGCGCCCUCGGCGAGUGCGGGAGAGGCCGCUUCAGCGGAGCCAGUCUGGCGCUCGGCGGCUUCGCCCUGCGCCAAUUUUUACCAUUUUGCCGAGUCCGCGGCGCAUGCGGCGGCCUUCCCCGACUUCCUCUCUUCGUCUGGCUCUUCGCGCGCGUCGUCUGCAUCGGCGCCCGCGGAGUCUGCAGGCCGCGAGCUCGCCGGCACUCCGCCGCAGGACGGUGUGUCUCCGCGCCGCGCCCUACCUGCGGCUGCCUCGGCGGCCUGCGCCUCUUCGUGGGCCUCCUCCUCGUCUGCAGCAAGCCAUCCCUCUCGCCAGCGUCUGUGGCCGUCGGCGCGUGGCUCGCCGGUCGCCCUUCCUCUCUCGUCCCUUCCUUCUUCCUCUUCGCCGCUGUCUGCGUUCCCCCUCGGGCUGCGCGAGAGUCGCGUGCACCAGCCCGCCGUCGACGCCGCGUCUCCUCUCUCGACAUUUUCGCUCUGCGGAGCCGAGGCGGUCGCACAGCUCGCCGAAGACUCGUCUUUGUUUGCUUCUCGUCUUGGUGCGGCGGAGGAGGACGGCGCGGGACCUGUCGGCGGACGAGAAGAAGACCGCGAGGCCUCGCGCUGCACGCCGCCGGCAGACGCGGACCGUACAGAACGGCGCCGCGCGCUUCGACGCAGCGGCGCCGCCCCCCAUACAGGAGGCUCUGAUGCGGACGUCUCGAACGCGGAGUGUCGUCGUGCCUGCGAGUGCGCGCUGCCUGGCGGGCGCCCGCCAGAGGCGCGGUCGGCAGCCGGCAGGUGGAAGGGCCCUUGGCGCUGCAGUCGCAAGCGCGACAGCCCGCGGUACGCCCCGCUGGUGCCGCGGCGCCGGCUGCUCAGCGACGCCUCUGCGGCCGCGGACGCGCCCGCCGCGCGCACAGCGUCUCGCGCAGCCCGAGGCUCCCUCGUCGGCAGGCACUCGCAGGCAGUCGGCUCGACGCGUGUGGAGGACAUCGACAGCGACGGCGCGCCUCGCUCCUCGCGGUGGCGCCGUUCCCAGAGUGCAGGCGAACUGCCCGGCAGCCGCGCGGUCUCGCAGGAGUCGCUUCUCGCUCGGCUUCGCGCGGAUCUGAGUGAGGCAGGGGAGGACGGCGAGGAGGAUGCGCGUUGUGCGUCUCACUCCUUUGACGCCGCGCUGCGGCCGCGCUGGGCGUCUUCGCAGGCAGGAGGCGCGGGCGCAGGCCUCGGCGCCCGUUUGAGGGACGGCUGGGCGCAGGCCACUGCGUCGAAUUCGAACGCGUCUCUGCAGAGCGUCGAGGCAGACGUGGAGGGGUGCCGCGCGGCGUGCGUUUUGGAGGACCCUCAGCGGCGAGUGCAUCUCGAGGAAGUCUGCGUGUGCGGCGUCUCUCUGCCGUGGUCGCCGGCCGCUGGGGCGAGAGGCGAGGGCGCGGCCUACGAGGCAGAGCGCGCUGAGGACGCGACGAAAAACAGCGCUGACUUUGCAGCUGCAUCUCGGCGGAGAGACGAAUCACUGGAGGAGGAUGGGAAGCCUGCCACGUGCCUCCCGCGACUUCCUUUCCAGACACACGCGGCGCGAAGCAAGCCGAGAAAAAACGCGCGCGAGAGGUCCCCUGAGCGGAAUUACCUGUUCCACUGGGGCGACCUUGGCGCAGGCUCCUCGGGCGCGGCGCAGGAGACUCGGCAGGGGAAAGAGGGAGAGAGCGAGGACGCGCGUCACACCUGCGUCGACCCGAAGUCACGGCCCCAACAAACUCUGGAGGAACAAAUGCGCAUGCAGAACCUCAGACUUCGCCACGCGGCGCGGCGGCUGCAGGAGGAACUCGGGUGCGACGGAGCGCAGGAACGCGUCAAAGGCCAGGCAGAAGGCUCUUCGGCGCAGACUGGAGAGGAGGAGGCAUACGCACAGAGUGCGAACCUCGAUGCGGAACUUCACCAAGAUCUUCUGAACGGAAACACAGGGCUGCGCGCCAUGCUGUCCACAGAAGAGGGAGAGAAGGCAGGGAAGAAGCAGACAAAGGACAAAGACCUCGACGGAGCUGGAACGCGCGAGGCCCUGUGGCGAGAAAUCGAUGCCUGGGUGCAGUCGGAGCAGAAAAUGGAAGCGGAGCGCAGCGACGACGGCCACGUCGCCAAGCCGCGAUCAGUUGGUGUAUAUACACCUGACUACACUGCCAUUACAGAGGGUUCUUGCGGACUCCUUGUCAUUCCGCGCUGGUUUUACGUCCUCACGGUCAAGGCGUCUCUAGAUCUCGAGCGGAAGCGCCAAGCCAGAAGCACGUAG